AUGAGAUCCCAAGGCGACGCCGACGAGGUUGCUGUAUACCGUGCCCUUGGCGCUUUUCGCCAUGUCGGCAAGAUCCAUCUGACCGUGUACUGCCCACCGCCAUUCCCCGCCUCCUUCCAAUCUAGCGACGAGCUCGAAAACCAACACGCGAGCGAUCAGGUUCCAGAUGGAGAGACCAAAGCCGCAAUGGACCACGCUCUGAUCAACGCCGCAAUUGACGAGAACCUUGCACGUUCGAUCUAUAGAACCGUUUCUACAUCAAGAGCCGAAUUUUCCUAUCCUCUUGAACACUUGUCUUUGCGUGUUGGAAAGACGUAUAAAACCACCCAAUUUACCUGGAAAUUGGCCUACAUUGGGCGCUCGUGGACUUGUGUCCGCAACGAUCGAGACGACAGGCUGCAUGAGUGUUCCAUCUGCGAGUACGAUAUCAGAGAGAAAUUGGACAGAGAAUACAAGGAAGAUGAGAAUUCCUUCUUCAAAAUUGACAAUUCGACUAUCCUGGAGGCUGUCUGUCGUGUUUGGCCUGCUGCUAGAAACAUGGAUUGGAAGAGAGCAUGGCAUAGCUUUCCACUUGCUGAUUCUCGAUGA
Aureobasidium musti is the source of this 588-nucleotide messenger RNA. The record is from the annotation of a GenBank genome assembly. Lineage: Eukaryota; Fungi; Ascomycota; Dothideomycetes; Dothideales; Saccotheciaceae.